AUGAGGCUGUUCCGCCGCCGCUACAGCACCUUGAAGGUGGCCUUGGCGGGCGCCGUCUUCGUCCUCUUCCUCUUCAUCCUCCAGAAGGACGUGGGGAGCAAGGAGCCGGGCGAGGAGCCGUGGCUGCGGAACAUCGUGCAGGGCAAGGACCAGGUGCUGGACCUGAUGCUGGGCGCCGUGCGGGACCUGCGGGACUCGAUGCCGCGGCUGCAGAUCGGGGCCCCGGAGCCGCCGCCGGAGCCGCUGCCCAGCGCCCGCUCCUGCCUGCCCGGCGUCUACACCGCGGCCGAGCUGCGGCCGCUGAUGGAGAGGCCCCCCCAGGACCCCGCCAGCCCCGGCGCCGACGGAAAAGCCUUCAAGAAGGAUCGCUGGACGCCCGAGGAGACGAAGGAGAAGGAGCGAGGCUACGAGAAGCAUUGCUUCAACGCCUUCGCCAGCGACCGCAUCUCCCUGCAGCGUGCGCUGGGCCCCGACAGCCGCCCGCCCGAGUGCAUCGACCAGAAGUUCAAGCGCUGCCCUCCCCUCCCCACCACCAGCGUGGUGAUCGUGUUCCACAACGAGGCCUGGUCCACCCUGCUCCGGACCGUCUACAGCGUCCUGCACUCGUCCCCGGCUCGGCUGCUCCGCGAGGUCAUCCUGGUGGACGAUGCCAGCACGGACGAGUACCUGAAGGAGGAGCUGGAUCGCUACGUGGAGCAGCUGCAGAUCGUGCGCGUGGUGCGGCAGCGGGAGCGCAAGGGGCUCAUCACGGCGCGGCUGCUGGGGGCCAGCGUGGCCAGCGGGGAGGUGCUGACCUUCCUGGAUGCCCACUGCGAGUGUUUCCACGGGUGGCUGGAGCCGCUCCUGUCCCGCAUCGCCGAGGAGCCCACGGCCGUCGUGAGCCCCGACAUCGCCACCAUUGACCUCAACACCUUCGAGUUCUCCAAGCCCGUCCAGAACGGGAAGCAGCACAGCCGGGGCAAUUUCGACUGGAGCCUGACUUUCGGCUGGGAGAUCGUUCCCGCGCGGGAGAGGCAGCGCAGGAAGGAUGAGACAUUCCCCAUCAAGUCCCCGACCUUUGCAGGUGGCCUCUUUGCCAUCUCCAGAUCCUACUUCGAACACAUCGGCUCCUACGAUGACCAGAUGGAGAUUUGGGGGGGUGAGAAUGUGGAAAUGUCCUUCAGGGUGUGGCAGUGCGGGGGACAGGUGGAGAUCAUCCCCUGCUCCGUCGUGGGCCACGUGUUCCGCUCCAAGAGCCCCCACACCUUCCCCAAGGGCACCCAGGUGAUCUCCCGGAACCAGGUGCGCCUGGCCGAGGUCUGGAUGGACGACUACAAGGAGAUCUUCUACCGCCGGAACCAGCAGGCCUCCCAGAUGGCCAGAGAGAAGACGUUUGGUGACAUCACAGAGCGGCGCAGGCUGCGGGAGCGGCUGCACUGCAGGAACUUCACCUGGUACCUGCAGAACGUCUACCCCGAGAUGUUCGUGCCCGACCUGACCCCGACGUUCUACGGAGCAAUAAAAAACGAGGGCACCAAGAGCUGCCUGGACGUUGGGGAGAACAACCACGGUGGGAAACCUCUCAUCAUGUACCCCUGCCACGGCCUGGGGGGCAACCAGUACUUCGAGUACACGAGCCAGCGGGAGCUGCGCCACAACAUCGGCAAGGAGCUGUGCCUGCGCGGGGCCGAGGGCACGGCCGAGCUGGGCGAGUGCCAGUUCCGAGGGAAGCCCGGCCGGGUGCCCGCCAGCGAGGAGUGGGACCUGGCGCAGAACCGGCUGAUCAAGAACUUGGCCUCGGGGCUGUGUCUGACGGCGCGGGGGAAGCACCCGGCGCUGGUUCCCUGCGACCUCACGGACCCGCACCAGCUCUGGUCCUUCACCUAAAAGGGAGCGGAGCUCCCGGCCGCGCCGGCCACGCUCAG
Molecule: messenger RNA, 1904 nt
Organism: Lonchura striata (white-rumped munia)
Lineage: Eukaryota; Metazoa; Chordata; Aves; Passeriformes; Estrildidae
Gene: GALNT6
Product: polypeptide N-acetylgalactosaminyltransferase 6
Biological process (GO): protein O-linked glycosylation
Cellular component (GO): Golgi apparatus
Molecular function (GO): polypeptide N-acetylgalactosaminyltransferase activity
Source: RefSeq, a predicted model, not a curated record